CCUACCGGGUCAGCGCUUAACUCGCAAAACAGCAAAGCGUGUAGAUCCAAUGAGAUCGCGCCGCGUCCUGGGCUCUGUGGCCGCGACGAGCCGGUGACUGCUGUAGCAUUGAUAUCAGGAUAACGCUGUGUGUGCGGCGUGACUUUAAAACACCGCCGUCGCAUGUGUCUCACUCACUCGGCAUUAAUCUGACAUUUUACCAGGGAGCAGUAUUCAAGUUCCGGAAGUGCACGAAGAGCAUUUCUUAUGAUCCACGCUGUCAAAUCAUCUUCAGUCAUUCAGUUCUGAUAUAAAAACUUCUCCCACUCAAGGUCACAAUGAGGGAAAAGCUGCCGUUAUUAACAUUGUUCUGCCUCGCCAUAGCACUCCUUCCUUCUCCAGCAGGUUCAGUUGCUGUGAUGUCUGUAGACCUGGGAAGUGAAUGGAUGAAAGUAGCUAUAGUUAAGCCCGGUGUCCCAAUGGAAAUUGCUCUGAACAAGGAGUCCAGAAGGAAAACUCCAGUAGCUGUAUGCUUAAAGGAAAACGAAAGACUUUUUGGAGACAGUGCUACAGGAGUGUCGGUGAAGAAUCCCAAAGUGGUGUACAGGUAUAUCCAGAGCCUCUUGGGAAAGACUGCAGAUAACCUACAGGUUGAGCAGUAUCAGAAACACUUUCCCGAACACCAGCUACUCCGAGAGGAAAAGAAGGGAACAGUUUAUUUCAAAUACUCUGAAGAGAUGCAGUACACACCAGAGGAGCUUUUGGGCAUGGUGCUGAACUACUCUCGUGGCCUGGCUGAGGACUUUGCAGAACAAACCGUUAAAGACGCAGUAAUUACCGUUCCAGCUUUUUUUAACCAGGCAGAACGUAGGGCUGUCCUGCGGGCUGCUCAUAUUGCAGGUUUGAAAGUCCUUCAGCUCAUUAAUGACAAUACAGCUGUAGCUUUGAACUAUGGACUCUUCAGGAGAAAAGACAUCAACUCAACUGCCCAGAAUGUGAUGUUUUAUGACAUGGGAUCGGGCAGUACAACAGCCACUAUUGUCACUUACCAGACAGUAAAGACCAAAGAGGCAGGCACGCAGCCUCAGCUGCAGAUCCGUGGAGUUGGCUUUGAUAGGACUCUUGGUGGUUUUGAAAUGGAGCUGAGACUGAGGGACCAUCUCGCCAAACUCUUCAAUGAGCAAAAGAAAUCGAAUAAAGAUGUAAAGGAAAAUGCACGUGCCAUGGCCAAGCUGCUGAAGGAGGCACAAAGACUCAAGACAGUGCUGAGCGCAAAUAAUGAACAUGUAGCUCAGAUUGAGGGGCUGAUGGACGAUAUUGACUUUAAGGCGAAGGUGACCCGUGACGUGUUUGAGGAUCUGUGUUCUGAUCUGUUUGACCGAGUGGCAGUACCAGUGCAGGAGGCACUGUCUGCUUCUGAGAUGUCUUUGGAGGAUAUUGAACAAGUCAUCCUGGUUGGAGGAGCCACUCGAGUUCCCAAAGUGCAGGAAGUCCUUCUUAAGGCAACAAAAAAAGAUGAGCUGGGAAAGAAUAUAAAUGCUGAUGAGGCAGCAGCUAUGGGUGCAGUGUACCAGGCCGCAGCUCUGAGUAAAGCAUUUAAGGUCAAACCCUUCCUGGUCCGAGACGCAGCCAUCUUUCCAAUACAGGUGGAAUUUAGCCGUGAAACCGAUGAAGAUGAAGGAUCAAAGGGAGUCAAGCACAACAAGCGCAUUCUGUUUCAGAGGAUGGCGCCAUAUCCCCAGCGUAAAGUCAUCACCUUCAACCGUUACACUGAUGACUUCACUUUCAACAUUAACUACGGUGACCUCAGCUUUCUCAGCCAAGACGAUCAGAAGAUGUUUGGCUCUGUGAACCUGACCACGGUGAAGCUGUCUGGAGUCGGAGACAGCUUUAAGAAGCACACUGACGCUGAGUCCAAAGGCAUCAAGGCCCAUUUCAACAUGGACGAGAGUGGUUUGCUCAUUCUAGACCGGGUUGAGUCAGUGUUUGAAACUAUCGUAGAGGAGAAAGAGGAAGAAUCGACUCUCACUAAACUGGGAAACACGAUUUCCAGCCUGUUUGGAGGUGGCAGCACAGAGCCUACAGCCAAUAUGACAGAACCAGUACAGGAUGAAGAGGAGGUUCCUCCUGAAGCUGGAAAAGACCAGGAAGAGACAGUGGAAAAGACUGAUGAGGCUGCCAAAGAGCAAUCUGAGACAGAGGAGAAAAGCCAGGGAGAGAAAAGUAAAGAGUCUCAGACUGAGGACAAGAAAUCUGAUGAGGGCUCUGAAAAAGAGGAGCCUCAGGCAGAGAAGGAGUCUGAGGCAUCAGAGAAAUCUGAUGACGGAAAAGCAGCUGGAGCCAAGGAGGAAGAGAAGGAGGCAGAGAAGAUACCUAAACCCCAGAAAAAAAGCAAAAUCUCAGUAGACAUUGGAAUGGAGCUGGAGGUUAACGAUGUGCCUAAUCCUAGCCCAGAAGACAUUGAAGUCUCCAAAAAGAAGUUGCAGGAUCUGACAGACCGAGAUCUGGAAAAACUGGAGAGGGAGAAGUCGCUAAACAGCCUGGAGGCAUUUGUCUUUGAAACUCAGGAUAAACUGUACCAGGAGGAGUACCAGGUUGUGGUCACUGAAGAGGAGAAGGAGGCAAUCUCCAGCAAGCUUAGUGAGGCUUCAGCAUGGUUAGACGAUGAGGGCUAUUCAGCAGGAACCAAAGAACUGAAGGAGAAGCUGACCGAGCUGAAGAAGCUGUGCAAAGCCAUGUUCUUUCGAGUAGACGAGAGGAAAAAAUGGCCAGACAGACUAGCAACACUUGAAAGCAUGCUCAACCACUCUUCUAUGUUUCUGAAGGGUGCUAAAAUGAUUUCAGAAGAUGACCAGAUUUUUACUGAAGUUGAGCUGAAAAGCUUGGAGAGAGUCAUAAAUGAGACUAUGACCUGGAAGAAUGAAACUGUGGCUGAGCAGGAAAAACGCUCUCCUACAGAGAAACCUGUGCUGCUAUCUAAAGAUAUUGAGGCCAAACUCGCCCUCUUGGAUCGAGAGGUCAACUACCUGCUCAACAAAGCCAAGUUUGCCAAGCCAAAGCCCAAACCAAAACCUAAAGACAAGAACUCCACCAGCUCUGAUGGUAAAACUAACAGCACAGAGUCUGAGAAAGUCAUCCCUCCCAAAGGCAAGUCCAAUGGAGCUGAGGAGGUGAAACCAGCAGAGGAACCUCCCACUGAGGAGAAUAAAAAAAAAGAAGAUGAGACGGAGCCAACAAUAGCACUAGAAACAGAAGAAAAAGAAACGACAGAGGAUGAUUCACAAAACCAUAUAGGAGAUGAAUUAUAACAACUGGAGCAUCUCAUUUUGUGUUGUAUUUAUUGACUGUGAUGAAUUUUUUUUUUUUUUUUUUUUUUUUUUUUUUUAUACACCAUCUGUUCUCACAUCACAGCAGAACAUGUCAGACAGUUUUAGGUAAUGUCAGCAUUUUCCUUUAGUUCCUUGUUAACUGUGCUCUACUGACACUGAAUACAUUUCAACUUGAAAGUCUACAAGCAACUGCAGUCUGUGUUAAUCCUGUCUACCUGUUUGGAAUGUACACCUUUACAGAAUUUUCCUCAGUCUGUGUGCACUUCUUAUGGGAUUAUACAUACAAAAAUAAGCUCACUCCUUGUAAAGUUCACUGUGUCUUCAAAUAUUUUAAAAUUUCUGUGCUGACAAAAGAUGCAAGAUGAAUUUGGAUAUGAAGAAAUGUUUCAACACUGGGUUGUCAUCUACAAUAGCAUUUCUGGUAAUUUGCAUAAACAAACAAGAUGGCAAACAUGUAAAAUGGAAGACGUUUAAGAUCACACCUUUCCUGGGCUUUUCUUAUGCUUUGGUGUAUGUGAUGAAAUGCAGAAUUCUGUAUCAGUAGAAUACGAUAACCAAAAGUGAAAUUUGCCCUUGUUCAAAUACAGUUUCUGCGUAUGAGUCAUGUCACUUCAGUAUUCAGCAUCAUUGUCUUAUCACUUGCGUUAUACACUGACUAACCACUUUAUUAGGAACGCUCUUACAUCUGAUCCUGCAUUUAAUUAUCCAACCAGCCAAUCAUGUGGCCACAGCACAUAAAGUCUUGUAGAGACUUGAGCUUCAGGUAAUGUUCAGUUUCAGUGAGCCUGUAUUCAGUGAGGUUUUUUUUUUUUUUUUUUUGUGAAAGUCCCAGAUUAGCAGUUUUUGAAGUAUUCACCCUAGUCCUUGGCAGCAACAACAAUGCCAUGGUCAAAGCAACUAACUAUGUGAGCUUGCAUUAAGCCCUCGCCACCUCUUUGUUAGAUUUGAACAUUAACUGAAACUCUUAAUCUGUACCUGCAUUAUUUUAUGUAGUGGACAGUCAGUUUGGGUUAAGACCACAUCCACUCUCCUAUAUUACCAGUGAACCUUUAGGGACUCAUUUGACUGCACUGACAUUAAGGAACUUUUUUUUUUUCCCCCAUGAGAGCCUUUGCUGUUCCAAGAAAGUAAAAGUUGCAAAUUCCUCCUUUUCAUCCGUUCCCAUUCUUUUCACCAUUCCAUUGUCUUUAUAUUGUUGGUCUACUAAGAAAAGAGUAUAUAAUGUCUGGGAAAGGGAUAUUUUGUUUCUAAGCUGUUAAUAAAAUCUUUUUUAAAUCUC
This is a messenger RNA of Tachysurus vachellii, 4587 nucleotides long. It is a transcript of the gene hyou1, whose product is annotated as hypoxia up-regulated 1. Gene Ontology annotation, biological process: cellular response to hypoxia; negative regulation of hypoxia-induced intrinsic apoptotic signaling pathway; endoplasmic reticulum unfolded protein response. The record is from RefSeq and is a predicted model, not a curated record. Gene Ontology annotation, cellular component: endoplasmic reticulum chaperone complex. Gene Ontology annotation, molecular function: ATP-dependent protein folding chaperone; ATP binding. Bases 318 to 3287 code for a protein of 989 amino acids. The transcript is spliced from 24 exons. NCBI's taxonomy places the organism in Eukaryota, Metazoa, Chordata, Actinopteri, Siluriformes, Bagridae.